AUGGCUGAAGCUCUGGUUUCCGUAUUGCUAGAACAGUUGGCUUCCAUCACCCUGCAGCAGAUAGAGGAAGAGGUGAGGCUGGUCGUCGGCGUCGACCAAGAAGUCGAAAAUCUCAUCGGCCAUCUCCAGGCAGUUCAAGGCGUGCUCCAGGAUGCAGAGGAGAGGCAAGUGAAGGAGGCCAACGUCAAGGAUUGGCUGUACAAUCUGAAAGACGUGUCGUACCAGAUAAACGACGUGUUGGAUGACUGGAACACCGCCAUUCUCAAGCAUCACAUGGAGAAGCAAGAAAAAGAAGGUGAGAAUAAUGAUCUUGUCCUUGCUAAGAGGAGUAAGGUACGGUUCUCCAUUCCCUCCUUCCUCAGAAAUAUUCUCAUCUGUUUUGGUCAAAUUGGUGAUCGCAUAAUUAUGCGCCAUGACAUUGCUAAGAGGAUAAAAGAAAUCAAUGAAAGGCUAACUUGGAUAGCCAUUUUAAGAAAAAACUAUAACUUUCAAAGCACAGUUAGAGGCACUGAACAAGUUGAGCGAUCCAAAACCAGUUCCUUUGUCGACGUGUCUACCCUAAUUGGUCGUGAAGAGGAAAAAAAUAUAUUACUUAGCAUGUUGAAAAGUGAGAGUCGUCAUCAAUUGGUGAUCCCGAUUGUCGGGAUGGGAGGGUUGGGCAAGACUGCUUUUGCCCAAUCUGUGUACAAUGACCAAAAUGUAACAACUCAUUUCCACAAGAGAACAUGGGUUUGUGUGUCGGACCGUUUUGAAGAGAUUAAGAUUGCCAAAGCCAUCAUUGAAGUUCUGAAUAAAAACGAUACUCGAAAGAACUCAAAUGAGUUUCAAACUUUGUCAGAAUGUAUAUCUGAAAAUAUUGAAGGUAUAAAGUUUCUCCUCGUCUUAGAUGAUGUGUGGAAUCCCACUAUGUGGGAGCCAUUGAAGGCAGCUUUGCAAAAAGGUGAUGCAAAUAGUAAAAUAUUAGUGACCACACGAAAUAACACGGUUGCUAUUAUGAUGGGAGCAACCAAUGAUCACAUGAUCAAUUUGAAUAAGUUGAGCGACCAAGAUUGUUUGGAAUUAUUCCGUAGAAUUGCAUUCUUUGAUAAAGAACAAGAUGAGUCUAAGUUGUUUGAUGAAGAUAUUAAGAACAAGAUUGCAAAAAAGGUUGAUGGCUUGCCUCUAGCUGCAAAGACUUUAGCUAGUCUCAUGCGAUAUAAGAAGACAAGAAACGAAUGGGUAGCUGUUUUGGAGAGUAAGGUGUGGGAAUUAGAAGAGGUUGAACAACAGGUUUUUCAAUCACUAUUACUUAGCUAUUAUGAUUUGACUCCAGCGGUUAGACGGUGUCUUUUAUUUUGUGUUGUUUUCCCAAAAGAUUAUGAGUUUGAUAGAAAUGAGUUGAUUGAGUGUUGGAUGUCACAAGAAUAUCUUAGUAUGAAAGGAGAUAAAAGAAAAGAAAGAAUGAUAGGCCAACAAUACUUUGAUAACUUGGUGAUGCGUUCUUUUUUCCAAGAUUUUGUUAAAGAUAGAGUGAAUGAUGAUAUUAUAGCUUUUUCUCGCCAAAAAUGA
This is a messenger RNA of Prunus dulcis (almond), 1548 nucleotides long. Its product is annotated as putative disease resistance protein RGA3. The coding region runs from base 1 to 1548 and encodes 515 amino acids. Gene Ontology annotation, biological process: defense response to other organism. The transcript has 2 exons. Gene Ontology annotation, molecular function: ADP binding. NCBI's taxonomy places the organism in Eukaryota, Viridiplantae, Streptophyta, Magnoliopsida, Rosales, Rosaceae. The record is from RefSeq and is a predicted model, not a curated record.